UCUUGGUUCAACUACUCUUUCCUAUUUCCACCAAAUGUCAAACGCAAGAUAUUACACAUGGAUGCCAUGGCUCAAAUGUCGCUUGAAUAUGAAGAUGCUUGCGUGAAUCACACUCUGGUUGUGCACGCUCAGCGACUACUAUCAGAUGCGCCACGAAUGGUCCGGAACUUAGAAACCAAUCUACGGACUGCGACAUAUCCGUAUUUAUUACUUGAAAUCAAACGUAUUUCAUUUGUAGAGGAUGCUUGGGAUCAAGUUUCGCGUAAAUGGACAGAUAUCAAGAAACCUCUCAAGGUACGCUUUGUUGAAGGUGGUGAAGAGGGUAUGGACCAGGGCGGAGUACAGAAAGAGUUCUUUGGCGUCCUUUUUGAGAAACUUUUAUCUGCUGAACUGGGGCUAUUCGAGAUGGAUCCCGAAAGUCGUCUGUAUUGGAUCCGCCCCUAUCUGGAUACCGACACUGUCCGACACUACGAGAUGACAGGAGUCAUGAUUGGACUGGCUAUUUACAACGGUAUUAUGAUCAACCUACCCUUUCCAGAUAUCUUUUGGAAAGUGUUGGUAGCACCUACCGAACAGGAGGUCGAUGCACAAGCCGAUAAUCAUUCGCUUUUUACACUUUCUGAUCUUAAUACUGAUUGGCCAAGUCUGGCGUCUGGACUUGAACAGCUCUUACAAUGGCCAGAUGAAGUUCAGGAUGUGUUUGAUCGCAACUAUGAGAUCUCGAUCCAGGUGUUUGGUCAAGGCAUUAUUACAGUUCCCUUGAUUCCUGGAGGAGAAUCAAUACCAGUCACAAAUAACAAUCGAGAAGCGUUUGUUCAAGAUUAUUGUACAUAUUUUAUGUAUCGCGCUCAGCGGGAUGCUAUUCUUGCCCUACGACGUGGUGUCCGGAGCGUUAUCGGUAGUCGUGCUCUUGAUCUUUUUACUGCGGCAGAAAUACAAGUUGUUGCAUGCGGAUUAAGACAAGGACCAGGAAGUCAAGAUCUCUGCAUGGAAGAUCUUGAAAGUGUUACAGACUAUGACGACGGAUACCAUGCAGACCAUCCUACAAUUAGACAAUUCUGGUCAGUAGUACAUAAUUCUCUGAGUCCUGAUCAAAAGAGAGAAUUACUACUGUUUGUAACAGCAAGUGAUCGAGUACCUAUUGGCGGACUUAAGGAACUCUCAUUUAUUAUUCAACGAAAUGGACCAGAUAGUGAUCGUCUACCUACAGCCUUGACAUGCUUUUCCCGCCUUCUUUUACCGGAAUACAGCUCUGAAGAGAAACUAGAAGAGCGGCUAGUAACAGCUAUUGAGAAUGCAAAGGGAUUUGGGCUGGUUUAG
Phycomyces blakesleeanus NRRL 1555(-) is the source of this 1320-nucleotide messenger RNA. RefSeq lists its product as hypothetical. The annotation marks the transcript as partial. Gene Ontology annotation, biological process: protein polyubiquitination. Gene Ontology annotation, molecular function: ubiquitin protein ligase activity. The record is from RefSeq and is a predicted model, not a curated record. The transcript has 2 exons. Lineage: Eukaryota; Fungi; Mucoromycota; Mucoromycetes; Mucorales; Phycomycetaceae.